UACGUGGCCUCAAAACCUCUCAGGCUCAGCGUUCAGUAUCUGCUGGCAUGUUGACGAAAGUGCAGAGCCAUUUCCAGUCGCACCUGUGGCCCUUUAAAUCUUAUAUAAUUUUGCCGAAAUAAAGGAUAUGAAAUAAACCAUCAUGGUGACUGAUAGGAUUAUCUAAGUGUGUGAACCCAAGAAAAUGUGUUGAAUGAGUCAUUCAAGCAAUAGCCAUAUACCGUUCACGUUAAAGGUAGAUUGUGUGUGAGCUGACUCGCCGUCAGAAUACUUUAAUCAUCACUACUGCAAGGUUAUCAUCUAGUUAGUCAGAUUGGUUGCAAUAAUGUCAGCAGAAUUUAAAGGUUUUGAAAUAUGCUGGGAAGAAGUGUAGCGAAAAAAAAUGGUGGGCGAAGUGGGUGCUGGAGACUUCACUUGGUGCUAGUGUCCGGGCCACCUCCACUCACCAACACCCAGCAAUGAGGACCAUGCGUGAUGGACUUACACUGUUGCUUUUUUGCGGAUAAAAAGCUUGUCAUAUUGCACAAUACUUAACCUAGAUUAUUUGUAUUAAAAAUAUACGAAAUAUGGCCGUCCUGAAGUCCUGCCUCUGUUGUAGCCUUUUACUAGGCUCAAUUAUUGGGGGUGUUUAUGCAACGGUUGUGUAUCUUACGGCAUUUAUCAUUAUGCUUUGGUGGAUACUAGAAGCCGAAGCCGGUGGUGUUCAGGAGGAGGAGCUGAAGGGCGUGCCGAUCCCCAUCCCGGCUUACCUCCUCUGCCUGGGCUACUUGGUGGUGACUGUGAUGUCCAUUUGGAUGCUACAUGGCCUUUAUAAAAAGAACGAGAGGCAUCUGCUGGCAUGGGUGUUCGCCAUGACAUUGUUCUGUUUCCCCGAAAUGGGCAUGGUGGUCUUCAUGAGCCUCGUCCACUGGAAAAUUACUUCAAGCUACGGGCUAGCAGAUCUCGUGUUCUAUAUCUUCCGGGCAGCUUUUAAUCUGAUGUCAGUCCUGUGUGUACAGUCACAAUAUUCUACUUGGCGUGAUGCUGCCGUCAACAGUCAAACACUCAAGACACUAGAACAUUUGCAUAUGAGAACCAUGAAGAAAGAAACCGAGGAGGAUGGGAAUGAAACUGUCCUGUCGUACAAGAACCCUGCCUUUGUUGCAUUUCCCGAGAAUCAUUCCAUCAGCCACGGACAUUCAACCAUGCUGACUCGAUCCUAUUCGAUGGCUUCGCACUAUUCCCCGGCCGUGAUGGCGUCCUUCCCGCCCGCGAAGAUGGCCGUUCCUGGAUGGGAUCCCUACGUCAGCGCACCGCGAGACUCCCAGUCGGAGUUCAACGCUGCGAUGUUUACCCCAGGCUCUAUGGGAAUGGCAUCAGUGGCUCCCACACCACUAAAAUAUGUGGCUGCACGCUCCUUAGCACGGCUGAAGAGGUGGGGCCAGGCCGCCCGUGCCACCCUUUCUGUCGCGCCGCCCCUCAUGGCGACGGGCACGUCCUGGUGCCUCGUCCGUCCUCGCACUCCUAAAUUCUGGAAAUGCCUCCGAGCCUCUUGCUUUCUGUCUCAUGUUAAAAGUUUCAUGCCGCUGGUGAGCUCGAACCCGAGCGAGGCUGCCCUGAGCCCGGCGCCCGCGGGCCUCACCAUCCACCACCACAACUCGCAACUGGUGUACCGAGCCGACGCCCCCUUCGCCGCCCCCUUCGGCCAGCAGCAAUUCUCCACUCAGAGUCUUGACAGACGGAGAUACCUGCAUCGCGAGCGGGGUGCGUCCUCCUCCGUGGACGCCCUCAACCUCCGCGCUCCAGCCCUGAGCCCGGGCGUCGUGGGCUUCCUCAGGGCCGCCCAUGAAAGCAGAAGUUCUUUAGGAGCAGAGAGCGAUGACUUCAGGAAGUACCGUGACAUUGCUUUAUGACGUGCCGCUUCUUCUCAAGCAUUACUAAAAUAACCAAUUAAUAAUUUCUGGUGCACAUAUAUGGCGCUGCGUCAUGUAUGGUUGUGUUGUGAAGAUUUGUCCUAAGUGCCAAGACAUUUGCCAUUAUUUUCACUUUUGCUAUUUUGUGACGUAAUCGGUUUCAUAGAAUGAAAUUUCGCAUCAUAUCCGUGAAAAUACUGUUUACCAAAUGCUCAUAACUGUGGUUGGUUUUCAACACUAAAAUAGCUGUGGAACAGUCAGUGUCUAUGACGCAUCUUUUCCAAAUAUAUUCUCAGGUGUUUGCUUGAUCUUGUAAAGAAAUGCAAACAUUCGACAACUUUUCAGUACUGCCAUAGUAUACACGCAGAUAAAUAAAAAAUCUUAAAGAGCCUUGUAUACAUGCAUAUUAUGAUACAUAUAAUAAUGCAUAAAAUACACACAUAUACACAUACGUGUGUGCGUGCGUAUACGCAUGUAUAUAGGUGCAAGUGUAUGUAUGUUCAAGUGUAUGUAAAACAUUAAACCCAACAAUCGAGAUUACUCACAAGCAAUUGUAAUUGGGGCCAUUGCGUCAUUCCAUAUGCGUAUACGUACGUUGCAUUUUCCUACGAGGCUAACAGUAAGUUUAAUAGUUCCCAAGAAUUCAUUUCUUAAGAUCAGUCUUUACUAAAAAAAAAUCACUUUUCCACAUCAGUGCUUUAAACUGAGAUUAGAUAAUCACGGCUGAUUCUUCUACCCAUCCGCCAAGGAGUUUCUGUAGAGCAGCAUCGCUUAUGACUGGCGCCUGUGUCUGGAAACAAAUUACUUCUGUUCGGCUGAAAAGCCACCUGGAUUUUUUUCUCCAAACACAGCGCGGUGAUGUGGAAUGACAAGUCAAUGGUUUUAUGCUGCACUGAAGAGAUUAUUUCAUGAUUAAAACCUAAAGUUGUCUCACUAAAGUUCGUUCGCGGUGAUCUGUGAAACAUUACACCUUAUCGCACAAAUCAACAUUACUCAUGACGGCCUAGCCAUUACAAGGACAACAAAUAAACCAGCGCAUAAUAUAUUGGCAUCAUGAAUAUAUAACUACACAAGGGUCACAGGACACUGACUCUUGUUGACAAAAACGAGCUGGGAAUUGGAAUAUAAAUUCACAACUCAAAAUAUUGAGAAUAAUCAAACUUAGUAAUUGUACUAAUUGCUUAGAUAACCAGAUACCUUUUCGUGUUCAUAAUCUAUUUAAUAGAAGAUGCUUUAUAGUCAGAUAAGUCCAAUGCUAUUUGAAAGCUGGAGAUUGGUGUACUUCACUACUCAGGUUAGACUAUGGUCUAUAUGGUCUAGUAAAUAUCAAAUACCCUGCUGUAGCAACGGUGUCACAGUCAGCUUCAUUUACGGUCCGUGUUUUCCGUAAGUCAGUCAGGUGCUACCAUAAUCAGAAGGAACUGAAGUGUACAGUGUAAUGGCGUGGCUACAGUAGGUACUUUUUAUAUGAAAUAUAUUAAAGAAUAUAAUACGAGUUAUUUAUACAUUAUAGUAUAGAUGAAUAAAAGCAUAUACAAUUAA
Messenger RNA from Penaeus chinensis, 3434 nucleotides. RefSeq lists its product as uncharacterized. The coding region runs from base 567 to 1892 and encodes 441 amino acids. The transcript is spliced from 11 exons. The record is from RefSeq and is a predicted model, not a curated record. Lineage: Eukaryota; Metazoa; Arthropoda; Malacostraca; Decapoda; Penaeidae.